Corticium candelabrum is the source of this 1584-nucleotide messenger RNA. Its product is annotated as DBH-like monooxygenase protein 1 homolog. The record is from RefSeq and is a predicted model, not a curated record. The coding region runs from base 26 to 1546 and encodes 506 amino acids. Gene Ontology annotation, biological process: dopamine catabolic process; norepinephrine biosynthetic process; octopamine biosynthetic process. NCBI's taxonomy places the organism in Eukaryota, Metazoa, Porifera, Homoscleromorpha, Homosclerophorida, Plakinidae. Gene Ontology annotation, molecular function: dopamine beta-monooxygenase activity; copper ion binding. Gene Ontology annotation, cellular component: secretory granule membrane. The transcript is spliced from 12 exons.
ACUUCUAAAAGCAGACGCUAUAGCUAUGUGGCGGAUUCCGUUGCUUGUGGUGCUCGCCACUCUCAACGUCGUGCAGUGCGAUCAUCACCUCUGCCCUAGCGGAUACAAUCGUGGGCAAUAUCUCGAUGCAUCGACACAGAAGUAUCUUCUCUGCUGGAAGGUGGAUUGGUCUGACAGGUCGAUCACGUUCUCAGCCAAAGUCGCCACGACAGGAUGGAUAGGGCUCGGUUUCUCACCAACAGGCUUCAUGCCCAACUCCGAUGUGGUCAUCGGAUGGGUGAAAAACGGUCAAGGAUACUUGAAGGAUCGAUUUGCAACUGCGAGGUCACAGCCGCCAAUUGACGACAUUCAAAACGUCAGACUGUUGUCGUUCAGUCAAGCAGACGGAAUGACGACGUUGGAAUUCAAACGAGACCUCGAGGCGUGCGAGCCGAAGGACAGAAGCAUUGAGGAGGGAACCACUCGAGUCAUCUUUUCAUACAACCCUAACGAUCCCGCAUCAGAAACGGCAGUAGACAAGCACACAUUUGCUGGGAGAAUCAGUGUCAACCUACUGAGCGGAACCGGCAACGUAGAACCGGCGCCUCUAGAACAGGACCACAAGACUUUCGACGUUCUGAAUCACAAUGUAUCUGUGCCUGCCGAGCCCACGACCUACUGGUGCACUCCAUACAAGCUGCCUCAACUGCAGAACGAAGCUCAUAUAAUAAGAUUUGAACCAGUAGUGCAAGCAAAUCACGAGGAACUAGUACAUCACAUCUUAAUUUACACGUGCUUUGAUGUCAUCGCUCCUUACCUCAACAUUUCAUGGGAUUGCGACAAUCCACCUGAUUUCUUACCGGAUCUGGUUCAGGCAUGCCGUGGAACGGCACAAAUUGCAGCAUGGGCCGUUGGAGGCGCAGGUAUUUCUUUCCCGUCGCAAGUGGGACUUCCCAUGAGCGGUCAGACCGGUGCCCAAUACGUUAUGAUGGAAACUCAUUACAACAACGAGAAAAUCAGAGCAGACUACGUGGACAGCUCUGGAAUACGAGUAUAUUACACUCCGACCAAACGGCAAUACGACGGUGCAGUUGUAGAAUUUGGUCACACAGUAUCUGCUAAUCUCUUCCUACCGCCUGGUAAAGAUGACAUCAUCACAAAAACUUUAUGCCCUGCAGACUGCACCAAAGCGGGACUUCCUGCAACUGGAGUAAAUGUAUUUGGUACAAUGCUGCAUUCGCAUACUGUCGGCAAAGGAAUUUGGAUCGAGCAUAGUCGCAAUGGCGUCCAACUUCCCGAUAUUGACAGCAACUACGAUUACGACUUCAACUUUCAGGAUGUGGUGCUGCUGAGAAACGAAGUCAAAAUUUUACCUGGAGACGACAUUCAGGUGUUUUGCGACUACGACACAUCAGCUAGAAAGCAAGUGACCAUCGGUGGAGAAGGCACCUUGGACGAGAUGUGUCUCGCUUUCCUUUUAGUGUAUCCUCGACCGCAACUUUCUGUCUGCCUGAGCCAAAUUGAUAGUUCGCAGUUUAUCAGUUAUAUUAUCCAGGCUGCAAUGUAAGAUCUAAGACCUAUAACUAGCUUUUGCCUUCUAGAUAA